Molecule: messenger RNA, 2367 nt
Organism: Mytilus californianus (California mussel)
Lineage: Eukaryota; Metazoa; Mollusca; Bivalvia; Mytilida; Mytilidae
Product: hydroxylamine reductase-like
Exons: 9
Coding region: 135-1997 (620 amino acids)
Biological process (GO): response to hydrogen peroxide
Cellular component (GO): cytoplasm
Molecular function (GO): peroxidase activity; iron-sulfur cluster binding; hydroxylamine reductase activity
Source: RefSeq, a predicted model, not a curated record
CUAUAAUGUUCUACGCAUGGCAAACAAGGUCAAGUAAAAAUACCUUUUUUUAUCAGUGUAAACAAUGUUUUUAUGACUCCGCGCAGUGUUACCUAUAAAGUGAAUUAAACGAGUGUUUGAUUAAAUAUUAUAAAAUGAGUGUCAUGUUAAGAAGAAGUGUUCUAUCUGGAUGGAACAAAUGGAUAAACAGCGCAUACUGCUCUUCUGCAUGGAACUUCACUGGAACCAAAUUGUCAAAGAACUAUAGUCAUAAUGUUCGAAAGCUUGCAACUGCUGCUGCUGCGACUUCAGAUUUUGUCAAACCUGACAUGUUUUGUUUCCAGUGCGAGCAGACCAAAAGCCGGAAAGGGUGUGUAACUGUAGGUGUAUGUGGUAAGGCAUCACAAGUGUCUGCACUCCAAGAUCUACUAAUGUAUGCUGUGCAGGGUUUAUCCAUGUAUGCCAACAGAGCUAUUAAAUCAGGCAUUACUAUGUCGAAAGAAUGCGACCUAUUUAUACAGCAAGCUAUGUUUAGCACAAUGACAAACGUAAAUUUUGAUCAGGAUCGCUUUCCGGAAUAUAUCAAAACUGCAAUCAGCCAUCGCGAUGCCAUCAAGAAAGUUAUGGAGGAAAAUACCUCACAACCACUUGACGAAGAACUCAAACAUGGUCCUGCUAGCUGGGUACCAGAAUCAUAUGAUCUGACAUAUUUAGAAGACGAAGGUCUUAAAGUAGGUGUAUUAGAAAAUCAGAGCAUUUAUGGUAAAGACGUGAAUGGUGUUCGUUACAUGACCAUUUAUGGAAUUAAAGGAUUAUCGGCAUACGCUUGUCAUGCUAAUGCUCUUGGGGAACAAGAUCCGGAGGUUUCAACUUCAUUAUACGAGAUAUUGGACUUCUUGACUAGUGGAACGGAAGAAGAGCGCCAUGAUCUGACUACGAAUCUCAAACUUGCUCUGAAAGUUGGAGAAAUAAACCUUCGAGUCAUGGAGCUUUUAGAUAAAGGUCACCGGAAGCAGCUUGGUAUACCGUCUCCAUCAACAGUUAAUAGAGCACCUGUCGCAGGAAAGUGUAUAAUGGUUUCAGGACAUGACCUGAUGGAUCUAUAUUUAAUACUGAAGCAUACUGAAAAUGAAGGAAUAAAUGUCUACACUCACGGAGAGAUGUUACCAGCACACAGCUAUCCUAAAUUGAGAGAGUUCAAGAAUCUGGUUGGUCAGUUUGGUAGUGCAUGGCAGAACCAGAAGAUUGAAUUUGGAAUGUUUCCAGGACCAGUUGUCAUAACAACAAAUUGUGUUACCGAGCCUUUGAAGUCCUACAGAGAUAGAUUGUAUACUUUGAACGAGACAGGAAUCCAUGGAGUUAAACAUAUCAAUUUGGAAAAUAAACAAGACAUGUCACAACUGAUAAACCAUGCCAAAUCACUUCCAGGAUUCGAUGAAAAGACAAUUCAAAAGUUUGAUAAGAACACAUUUACUGUCGGUUUUGGAAGGGAGGUUAUCUUAGAUAAUGCUGAUAAAGUUCUCCAAGCAGUAGCUGAUGGGGAUCUAAAGAGAAUAUUUGUCAUUGGUGGAUGUGACGGUUCUGAGCACAAACGCAACUACUUCAAAACGUUGGCACACUCAUUGCCUCCAGAAACUCUUAUACUUACUAUGGGUUGUGCUAAAUAUAGAAUUAAUGAUAAAGAGUAUGGAACACUGGGAAAUACAGGAAUCCCACGACUUCUUGACCUUGGACAGUGUAAUGACAGCUAUGGUGCAAUAAUGGUGGCAAAGGCACUGGCGUCAGCACUCGAUACUGACAUUAACAGUUUGCCUUUGUCUCUGUCCUUAUCAUGGUUUGAACAGAAAGCAGUAGCAGUUCUUCUUAGUUUAUUGAGUCUUGGCGUCAAGAAUAUUAGAUUAGGCCCAGUAAUGCCGGCUUUUCUGACACCAACUGUCAGACAAGCACUUCAGGAUCAAUAUGGAAUAGUGCCUGUUGAUAUACGACAUCCACUUGCAGACAUGGAAGAUAUGAUGUAACAUUUAAACAAACCAUAAAAAAAUUCAAAUUAUCAACAAGGAUAAUCAAACAUUACAGCUAUGUCGAUAUGCGUAGGGCAGUAUUGUUUUCCUCUUAUAGUUGAUGUGUUUUCCUCGGUCUUGGUUUGUGACCCGAAUUUUUUACAUUAAAUCGAUUGAUGACUAUUGAACAGCGGUAUACUACUGUUGCCUUUAUUUGUUGUAUUAAACUUCACUUUGAAUUAAAUCAGGGACCAUUUAGACCAAAGUCUGUUCCCAUACAAUAGAAAAAUAUUUUGAUAUAGAUAUAGAUGAAUUAUAUAUAUGUUUUGAUGGCAUUAUAUCAUUAAUAGAUUUUGCCAUGCCUUGUAAGUAAAUAUUUUAUAUUAAA